AAACAAUGCAUCUUUGAAGAAAUUUCUUGUUCAAUACAAUGCAUCUUGGGCUUCUUCAUCCAGGAAAAGAAUCUAUUUUUUUUUUCCCCUGAAGUAGUGCAUGUAAAGUUGCUAACAUCCUGGAUUUUAUUUUUUAUGGUGUAAUUAAAUUGAAAAAUUCUAAACAGGCCACCAGCAAUGUGAGUGCUUACGAAAGGUUUGACCCAGUUGCUCGGUCACCUGGAGAAGGGGAAGGUGACAGACUGGAGGGCAGGGAGGUGAUGAAAGGGGCAAUGAGUGAUUACUUCGGGUUUGGUGCUCCACUCGUGACCAAGAGGUUGGGAGUUCAAGCCCAGCUCACUGUAGCUUUGACUGUGAAAGGCAUUUAAGUUGAGUUACAUCUCCGGAAAAAAGAGAAAAGAUGUCGCGCCGGAAAGGUCUGAGCCAUGAGGAGAAGAGGCAGAAGAUGAUGGAGCUGUUCUACGAGAGGAAAGACUUUUUCCAACUAAGGGAGUUGGAGAAGCUGGGCCCCAAGGAGAAGGGUGUCAUAUCCCAGGCCGUGAAGGAUGUGGUGCAGUCCCUUGUAGACGAUGGCAUGGUGGACACAGAGAAGAUAGGAACCUCCGUCUACUUCUGGGCAUUCCCGAGCAAAGCGACGAACAUACGGAAACGCAAGCUGGACGACCUGACUUCCCGGAUCAGUGACGUGGACAAGAGGCUCAAGACUUCCCAGAGCAAAGUGGAGCAAGCAAAGGUGGGGCGGGAGGAGGGUGAGGAGCGCAGCGAGACCCUGAGGCGUCUGAAGGAGCUGGAGGAGAAAAAGGAAAGCCUGGGCAAGGAGAUCCAGAAGUACAGGGACAGCGACCCGGAGGUGCUUGCCACCAUGAAGGAGAGCACCAAGGUGGCCCAGGCUGCUGUGAACCGCUGGACGGACAACAUUUUCUCCAUCAAGAGUUGGUGCAAGAACAAGUUUUUCAUCGAGGAGGAAGUCCUGAACAAACAGUUUGACAUCCCUGAGGACCUGGACUACAUCUAGGUACUGUUGUGUGUGAUGGUGCUGCCGCUGUGCCUUGGUGCUGCGUGCUGUGAUGUGUCUUGUCUUUGACACAGCAAUACAGAUACCCUUACUUUGGGGGCAUGAGGUUUUGUAAUGGAUAAGGAGUAACUAUUUUGCACCUUAUAUGUUACUUGACUCACCACAUGAAUUUCUUAUAGUUUUUUUUCAAAUCUUCCAACAGUACAUAUAGAUUCCAUUGUUGUGCCUUGGUUUUCACACAGCAAUACAUUUUUUUUUUUUUUUUUUUUUUGGGGGGGGGGGGUGGGGUGUUGUAGUGGAUAAGGAAUAAUUACAUAUACAUUUUAUAUGAAUGCUUGUAAAUUUCCUCAAAUCUUCCAACAUUACAAAUAGAUUCCAUUGUCUAGUCUCCCUUCCUCCAUUCUUUCUCAUUCCUGCAUCACAAACCUAAAAUUAAAGAGAAAUAAACAUCUAAUUAUCCUUUCACUCCAUAUCCAUCUCCCUCCUUUCCUUCCUUCCUUCCUUUACUUCUUCAAUUCCUGUCUCUGCUCCUGUGCUAUGAAAUAUUUGGGCAAUUCGUACACUGACUUACCAACACAACUUAAUCUUUGAAAGUCUAAAAUGACCAAAGAAAGAUUAGCUUGUAUUGAAAGGGCUAACAUCCUUUUGUGGGCUGAUGGAGGGAGUCAGGGAUGUGAAUGCAGGAAGAUUAUUCAACUUAAAAUGCAAAC
Molecule: messenger RNA, 1725 nt
Organism: Eriocheir sinensis (Chinese mitten crab)
Lineage: Eukaryota; Metazoa; Arthropoda; Malacostraca; Decapoda; Varunidae
Product: meiotic nuclear division protein 1 homolog
Exons: 6
Coding region: 401-1015 (204 amino acids)
Biological process (GO): reciprocal meiotic recombination
Cellular component (GO): nucleus
Molecular function (GO): double-stranded DNA binding
Source: RefSeq, a predicted model, not a curated record